Molecule: messenger RNA, 792 nt
Organism: Effrenium voratum
Lineage: Eukaryota; Dinophyceae; Suessiales; Symbiodiniaceae
Source: the annotation of a GenBank genome assembly
UUCAGACUUUCAGCUUCUAGCCAGCCCGCGGGCCAAAGGGCCCUUAGCGGGGCUACACUCGGACCGCGCGAAGGAGAACGUGCCGGGCGGUGUUUUGCGCGGCAGAUGUCGCAGGUCUCUGUGUCAGAGCUCUUCCAAGAGUAUGAGGCGGACUUCAGGCGGCUCUGCGCGGAGGGCCUGGCCUUGGCCCACGGCCAGGAGCUGCAAGAGGCGGAGAAGCGCUUCAACCGGGCGGAGCAGGCGGUGAAGCAGAUGGAGAUGGAGGCGCGCGCCAUGCCCCCGGAGAGCCGGCAGAAGCUGCAGGCGAAGAUCAAGGAGUGCAGGCACGAGAUCUCAGAUGGGCGCAGGGUACACAAGGAGGCGGUGAACCGGUCCAUCCUGUUCGACGACCACACGCUCGUGGGCAAGCCGGAGGAGGAUGUGAACCGGUCCAUGCUGGAGGCGUCGCGGAAGCUGGCUGAGGCCAAGAGGACAGUUCUGGAGUCUGAGCAGAUUGGCAUCGACGUCAUGGGUGACUUGCGGCAGCAGCGGGAGGUAAUUACCAGGAGCCGCGAGAACAUGGGCAAGGUGGGGCAAAACUACGGGAUGGCCGGCAAGAUGCUGGACGGCAUGCUGCAGAGAGCCGACCAGAAUCGGCGGAUGGUGUGCAUGAUUGCUGGCCUGUUCCUCUUCAUGUUGGUCUUUGCCUUUUACUUCCUGGCAAGCGGCUGAGCGUGGAGAUGCAGUUGGCUGCCCCUCCGGCAAAGUAUCGGAUGGCAAGCCGCGCACGCAAGGGCGCGCCCGAAAGGCAUG